Molecule: messenger RNA, 2451 nt
Organism: Nerophis ophidion (straightnose pipefish)
Lineage: Eukaryota; Metazoa; Chordata; Actinopteri; Syngnathiformes; Syngnathidae
Product: zinc finger protein 501-like
Exons: 3
Coding region: 246-1802 (518 amino acids)
Biological process (GO): regulation of transcription by RNA polymerase II
Cellular component (GO): nucleus
Molecular function (GO): RNA polymerase II cis-regulatory region sequence-specific DNA binding; DNA-binding transcription activator activity, RNA polymerase II-specific
Source: RefSeq, a predicted model, not a curated record
GCGCCUUGCAAAUGAAACGCAUGCGCAAACAGAUCGUGACGACCAAGAUGGCGGCUUGAGAGGCUGUUACUUUUCGGAGAAGUUAAAUCUUUUCUCUAAAAGCAAACGUAGCUAUACAUUCCUCAACUAUGUAUUUUGUUAUUAAAGUCCCAAAAGCAAAAGUGGAGUUUGGAGCGAAGGAGCGUGAUCUGAAGUGAAGAUCGAAGACUUGAUAGAAGACGGACGACUGCUGCUAUGCUAGCAAGAUGGCUGAAAGACAAUCACCAACGGAGAAAAGGAUGAAAACUGCAGAUAAAGACGUCCAGCAGCUGACUGGUCAUCCAGAAGGACUUCUCCCCCAGUCGCCGCUGAGGAUCUCCACUUUGAAGCAGGAGGAUCCAGAGCCCCCCUACAUUAAAGAGGAAGAGGAGGAACUCUGGAUCACUCGGGAGGGAGAGUGUCUUCUAGGACGAGAGGAAGCUGAUCUCACCAAGUUGCCGCUGACUGUCGUCUCUGUGAAGACUGAAGACGAUGAAGAGAAACCACAACCAGACCACCUCUCAGCGCCACGAUCAGACAGUGAGGCUGAAGACAAAGUUCAAGAACCUUUGAGCAGCGAUACAGACGCAGAAGACAUUGGUCAUCCAGAAGAACUUCUACCCCAGUCGCCGGGGUGGAUCUCUGCUCCGAAGCAGGAGGCUUCACAGCCCCCCAACUUUGAUGAGGAAAGGGAGGAUCUUUGGAUCACUCGGGAGGGAGGUGAUCUCGUCAAGUUGCCACUGCCUGUUUUCUCUGUGAAGACUGAAGAUGAUGAAGAGAAACCACUACCGGAUAACCUCUUAGCUCCACUAUCAGAUAGUGAGACUGAAGACGAGGUUGAAGUCACUUUGAGCAGCGAUACAGAUUCUGAAGUUGAUAUGAGGACUCACACUGACAACAAACACUCUAAAUGCGCUAAAAAGAACAGAGAUAAGACACGUUUAAGGUGCUCAGUUUGUGCAAAAAGAUUUUCUAAAAAGAGCCAUUUGACUGACCACAUGAGAACACAUACCGGAGAAAAGCCAUUUAAUUGCUCCGUUUGCAAUAAAAGCUGUUCUCUAAAGGGCAAUCUGACUCAACACAUGAGAAUGCACACAGGAGAAAGACCAUUCAAUUGUUCAGUUUGUGGGAAACGCUUUCCUCUAAAGACCCAUUUGACUCAACACCUGAGAACGCACACAGGAGAGAAACCGUUCACGUGUUCAGUCUGUGGUAAACACUUUAAAGUAAAGGGCAGUUUGACUCAACACAUGAGAAAACACACUGGAGAAAAUCCAUUUCAUUGUUCAGUUUGUGGUAAAAACUUUUCUAAAAAGGGCAGUUUCACGCAACACAUGAGAACACACACCGGAGAAAAACCAUUUGAUUGUUCUAAGUGCAGUAAAAACUUCCAUACGCGACGAGGUUUGACGCUACACAUAAUGAAACACACCGGACAAAAUCCAUUUAGUUGUUCAAUCUGUGGUACGAGCUUUUUUCAAAAGAGCCAAAUGAUGCAACACAUAAGAACGCACACCGGAGAAAAACCAUUUAAUUGUGUGGUUUGUGAGAAAAGCUUUUCUCAAAAGGGCAGUUUGACCAAACACAGCAGACUACACACAGAAGCGAAACCUUUUUGUUGCUCAGCUUGCGGGAAAAGCUUUUUUACCAAACAAGGUUUGACUCGACACAAAAGAACUCACACGGGAGAAAAACAAUUCAAGUGUUCAGUCUGUCCAGCGAGCUAUAGUCGCCAGAGUCAUUUGUCCUAUCACAUGAGAACACACAGCAGUAACAACGUAUAAUUGUUCAGUUUGCGCUCAAAUAUUCCCUCUUCAUGCAAACAGGAGAAGACACAAAAGAACACAUCCAUCCAUUUUCAACCGCUUGUCCCUUUCGGACUAUCUCAGCUGCAUUCGGGCGGAAAAAACAAGGUUGUGGUUAAGCUAUAUGUAUUUACAAGUGGGUCCACAGAUGGAGCAUUAAUCUAUGAAAGACAUGUUGGACUUUUUCAUGCAUUAAUAAGUCAGCUAUUUAGUGGCUGUAAACAAGUGCUCUAUGAUACUGUUUGCUUGUACUGUCAGGUCUUAUAAGAUAUACAACAUAUAAGCCAAAUAUUAUGCUGUCAUCUAUGAAUCAUGUAUGCCGUUGUUUUAAUAGUGUAAAGUUAAUGUUUUGUAUUAAUGUUUAGUUAGUCUUAGUUUCCAUGAGCUUCAAGAGGUAGUCACCUGAAAUGGUCUUUACUUCCCAGGUGUGCUUGAAGCUCAUGGAAAGAAUGCCAAGAGUGUGCAAAGAGUGGCUAUUUUGAAGAAACUAGAAUAUAAAACAUGUUUUCAGUUAUUUCACCUUUUUUUUUUGUUAAAUACAUAACUCCACAUGUGUUCAUUCAUACUUUUGAUGUGACAACCUACAAUGGAAAUAGUAAUGAAAAUAAAGAAACCAUAUUGAUGAGAA